Molecule: messenger RNA, 1349 nt
Organism: Dothidotthia symphoricarpi CBS 119687
Lineage: Eukaryota; Fungi; Ascomycota; Dothideomycetes; Pleosporales; Dothidotthiaceae
Exons: 6
Coding region: 115-936 (273 amino acids)
Biological process (GO): nucleosome assembly
Cellular component (GO): nucleosome
Molecular function (GO): DNA binding; structural constituent of chromatin
Source: RefSeq, a predicted model, not a curated record
CCUCAUUGACUUUGAUAGCUUCUACAACGCCCGCCUUUUGAUCAAUUUCGACACUAUACCCCUCGUUAGAAGCUCCAGACACCGUUCUAUCACCACAUUCAAUUAUUAUCCACAAUGCCUCCCAAGAAAUCCUCCACCGGUACACCAAAGAAGGCCGCUGCCAGCGCACCCAGCCAUGCCUCUUACAUCGAUAUGGUAAAAGAUGCUGUUAUCAAGCUGAAGGAACGUAAUGGAUCAAGCCGUCAAGCUAUCCAAAAGUACAUCAAGGCGAACAACAAUGUUGAGAACCUCACCGAUGCCAUGUUCAAGAGCCUUGUCAACCGGGCUAUCGCCUCCGGCGAGGACAAGGGUGACUUCACACGUCCCAAGGGUGCUUCUGGAACAGUAAAGCUUGCUAAGAAGGAGGCCAAGCCUGUCGCCGCCGCGAAGAAGGAGAAGGCCGAGCCCAAGGUUGAGAAGAAGGCCGCCCCAGUCAAGAAGGCCGCUGCUCCCAAGAAGGCUACUGCUACUAAGGCUAAGGCUACCACAACCGCCGCCGCCACCAAGAAGGCACCUGCCGCCAAGAAGGCUGCCGCUCCCAAGAAGACCGCCGCAACAAAAGCCGCCCCUAAGAAAGAGGCUGCCCCCAAGAAGGAGGCUGCACCCAAGAAAGCCCCCGCCGCCCCCAAGGCCCCUGUCGGAAGGCCCAAAGCCAACGCCGGCAGGCCACGCAAGACCGCCGCCGCUGCACCAGCUCCCGCCGUCGAGGCAGAAGUAUCCCGCGUCCUCGGCAAGACCAAGUCCGGGCGCGUAACCAAAACCACCGCUCCCAAAACCGCCGCCAAGGCAACCCCACAAAAGAAGGCUGCCGCCCCCAAGAAGGCCGCCGCGUCAAAGAAGGCUACCCCUAAGAAGACGGCAACACCAAAACGCACACCAAAGAAGGCCCAGGCAUAAGCAACCCUCCCCACUUCCAGGGCCCUUUUUCUUCCUUCUUGUUCAAACAUGGUCUCAUUGGCUGCUGCCUGUGUGCGGGGCUUCGACGCGUCGCUCGCCUCAGUGCCGGGGACUUGUAUCGUGAUAUCCCUCUUUUCUCUCUCUCUCAAUCUCUCUCUACGACGUCGUGGGUUCUCUCUGAAACGGGGGUAUGGCAUGGGAACGGAUCGGGCGUUUUUGUCUCUGGGUCUGGUCUGUUCGUCCGUGUAUCUGACUGGGGGUUCCAUCAUGUUGGCUGGCGUUUUUCCUGGCGCGUUUCGUCUGAGUGGCUGGCUGUGCAUGUUUUCUAUUGUUUUUUGUCAAGCGAGAAUCUUGCCCUUUUUGGGGGGGCGAGAUGUAGAUACGACGUGAUGUUAUCGUCGGAAUGAAAUACU